Funneliformis geosporum is the source of this 1263-nucleotide messenger RNA. NCBI's taxonomy places the organism in Eukaryota, Fungi, Glomeromycota, Glomeromycetes, Glomerales, Glomeraceae. The record is from the annotation of a GenBank genome assembly.
AUGUUGAAUUUUAACGAAGUGAUGCAAAAACUUCGGAAGCCAAGAAUGGUAGAUGCGGAAACGCAAACGGAGCUUAGUUAUCAUGAUCUGCAUCGAAUGGAUGUAGCUGAACAGGGAAUUAAGGAACUGAUCCUGAAAAGUGGUAUGUUUGCUGAUAAAAAAAAAAAAAAAGAUGAAAUUAUUUUUACCCUCGAUGUAAUCGAAAGGGGAAUAGCACAUUUAAAAGAGGAUAAAGAACAUAAUAAAGACAACGGUAAAGAAUUAGAGAAAAGGAUAAAACUGCUAGAGCAAGACCUUAAGUCGGGAAAAAUAGCAGAGGAGAACUUAGAAGCGAGGUUAAAGGAGUUGGAGAAAAUGGGGCAAAAAAAAGAAACUGAGUUUCAGAAAACUUUAAAAAUAGAAAAGAAAGAAUGGGAGAGGAUUACAGCAGAAUUGAAAAAAGAUUAUGAGAAUAAAACCGAGGAGCAAAAAGAAAUUAUUGACGAUAAAUUGGCAAUAAUAAAAGAAUUAGAAUUAAAAUUUGAAGACCGAGAGGAACAAAUAAGAGCUCUUAACAAAGAUCAAGGAUUAAUUGAAAUACAAAUGGGAGUUAUUAAACGAGAUAAGGAAAGAAUCGAGAAAGAACUUUUUGAAAAAGGAAUACAGAUAGAGAAUCUAGAUAUAGAAAUAAAUACUUUUACUAAAAAACAGAGUUAUUUAUUAAGACACCUUGAUGAGGGAUUUUUAACUGAGACUGUUGGGAUGGAAGGCGAAAGAAUUUUUUUAUUCAAAAGGAGUAACUAUUAUGACAAGGAUGUUAUUGGUGGUUUAGCAAGAUUUUCAGCAGAAUAUCCAAAUCCAAUCAAUAAAGACCAAGUUUGUAAAUGUGCUUAUCUUAAAAGUAUUGGUGAUGAUGAUGAAAACACUGAUGAAGAAAAAAAACCUAGUAAAAGUUCUCAACUAGAACAUCAAUUACAUGAAUUAUCCCUAAAAAAAGAGGAGUUAGAGGAUGAACUUGAAACUGAAAGGGAAGCUCACUUAGCCGGAGUAGAUGCUACUGCUAGUUGGUAUAAAAGAGAACACCGAAAAGAGUUAGAAACUCUCGAGGAAAAACGGAGGAGGUUAAGUAAUGAAAAUAAGAAACUUAAAACCAAAAUAGCCGAAUUAGAGGAAGCAUUAAAUAAAUAUCAAACUAAAUUAGAAAAUAUAACUACUCAAACUUUUGAUAUUUUAGAUAUUCCAUCUCAGCAAGAAGCCUUUCAAGAACAACCUCCUAAAAAUUAA